UUAUUCAAGGUUAUUUUUUCCAGUCACUGCUUCCGUGUGCGGUUUUUAAUUGGUCAGUAAUUAGUCAAUAUGGAUGAAGAGGAUAAGUGUGACGGAAAUUCUGACUGAUUCCACUCUCUCAGAAGCCCUUUGACUAAAAAAAAUGAAUUAUAAUCUUAAAAAAAUAAAAUACCGCACUACUAAGCUAUACAAAUAAAAUUUCUGUCCUCGGUAUAUGUAUGUACGAAGUAUAGAAUCUUCCACUUGACCAAUGUCCGCGCCGAGAGUCAUGUGACAUGACCAAACACGAUCACCUGGCUAUCCUGGGUUGCCAGAUUGUGGUGUACCAUACAUGACGAGUCCGGUCUUUAACAAACCUGCUACUUUCACUACAUUGUUAUGGUUAAGUCUUAAACUAAUUUCUAAAGUCUCGUAUAAGAUUAACAAUGCAUAAAUAUUAAAUAUUACUAUUUAAUAAAUGAUUUAAAAAGGGAGAGUGGACUUGUAACUGCAAACAAUCUGGCAACACAGUGAGCGAGGCAAAUCCAAAGCGCUUGUAACUGCGCCGUGCGGGAUCUGCUCCUCGCCACCAUGCCGUCCCCGAUACCCGUGACACGCCUUCUCCCAAGAGACUUCGGUCUCAAGCUGGGAGUCUGUAGCAGUCCUCUGACUAAACAUUCAGGAGACACGACUCUUCGUGUACCGGUCAGUGCGUUUCACGGGAACCUCGCGUACAGACUCUGGUCUUCUGUGAUCCACUGGCGCGAGCUUUGUGAUCUGGAGUCUAUCGGCUCCGGUGGAUUUGGCUUGGUGUUCAAAGCUACGUAUUUCGGUGAGACGGUGGCGGUGAAGCACGUCAAGUGCGCUAAGAACAAAUUGGCUUCGCGGCAGAGUUUCUGGGCCGAGCUGAACGCGGCGCACCUGCGGCACGAGAACCUGGUGCAGGUGAUUGCGGCCAGCACGCAGGCUAACGGCGAUGACCUCUUGGGCGCGAGAGGCGAUAGCGUCAUAGGCACCAUCAUCAUGGAGUACGCGGGCGAUGUGAACCUGCAGCAAGUGAUCUACAACGCCGCCGAGCCGCUGCACACCGGAUCCUGCGUGCGUUACGCAGCUGACGUGGCGCGCGCCCUCCGCCACUUACACGCACACGGCGUCGUGCACCUGGACGUGAAACCUGCGAACGUCAUCGUGUCCCGGGCGGGCGUAUGCAAGCUUGCGGAUUUCGGAUGCUCGUUAAAAGUGGAGCUUGUGCGCGAUCGCGAUGGCUCGGCUCGCCGGAUGGAGAUCGGCGGCACGUACACACACCGAGCGCCCGAACUCCUGAGGGGAGAGGACGUAACACCCGGUGCAGACGUCUACUCCUUCGGCGUCACUCUCUGGCAGCUGCUCACCCGGGAGCCGCCGUAUGAAGGAGAGCGACAGCACAUCCUAUAUGCAGUGGUCGCCUUCAACCUGCGCCCUGAUCUAAACAAGGACGUGUUCGGUCCGUCCGGACCGGGCCGCUCGUUAAAGGAGCUCCUUAGUCGGUGCUGGAGCGCGGAACCGAGUCAAAGACCGAGCGCGGACCAGCUCCUUACCGAGCUCUCCAUUGAGUUUCCACCAUGAUCUCCACCAAGCUUUAAAACCUACUCCUGUCCAAACAGUAGGUCUGAAAUAAAAAAUAAAAACGCGACCUAUUAGAAGUGAUGCCCUCUUUUGAAAGCGGCUCCUUGUAUCGUGUUUACAGUUUUUUGGUAAUCCUGUUUAAUAUUUACGUCGGUUUGCCUUGUUGUAUGUCGCUGAAGACACAAUGGAUCCUUUAUAUAAUUUUAAAUGGUCUUAAAAGAUUUGGAAUGAUCUUUGUUUAAUUAUUGUAAAUAAGUGUCGAUGUAUCUAACUUUGUAUUAAUGUGUAUUUUGUUUUUUACGUUUUCAAGAUGGAUUUGAUUAAAAUGUUUCAUGUACAUAAUGGUCUUUUGUAUCUCUGCUAAAGCUUCACUUUAUUAAUGACACACACCUGAUCCAGCUUACAGCUAAACCCUCCUUGAUUUUGGAGCUCUCAAUCACUGCAUCCUCCAUCUGAACAGUUUCAAAUUUCUAGACAGAUUCAGAUCUUACUCCUUACAGAUCACUCCAUACUCAUAAGAUUGCUCAGUCAAAGCAUAUUGUAUUGGUCACUUCUGUUCCUCUCCCAUAUUUAUGACCAAGCCUAUUUUAAGUUAUAGAUAAAGGAGGGAAAAAAAGUAAUACACUAUUAUGCCAAAAGUUUUGGGA
Molecule: messenger RNA, 2231 nt
Organism: Hemibagrus wyckioides
Lineage: Eukaryota; Metazoa; Chordata; Actinopteri; Siluriformes; Bagridae
Gene: mos
Product: v-mos Moloney murine sarcoma viral oncogene homolog
Exons: 1
Coding region: 571-1584 (337 amino acids)
Biological process (GO): protein phosphorylation
Molecular function (GO): protein kinase activity; ATP binding
Source: RefSeq, a predicted model, not a curated record